UUGUCAAUGGCCGUGUGUGGAUUGUCAUUUGUCAAAUUUAUAAAAAUAAUGCAUGUUUUAUUAUUAGUGAUUGUGAAUUAAAUAAAUAAAUAGAGUGCAUUUGUGGAUUAAUAAAAACAACGUAUAAAUAAUCCACACCGAUAUACUACAACAUAUGCUUCGAGAAGCGAAGCGAGAAGGCUGAAACAUGUCGAUGCCACACAGUAGUUCCAGUACAACAAGCUCCAGCACGAAACGCAAAGAAAUAUACAAAUACCAAGCACCAUGGCCUCUAUACUCCAUGAACUGGUCUGUGCGACCAGACAAGAGGUUCCGUCUGGCGCUGGGCAGUUUUGUUGAAGAAUACAAUAAUAAGGUACAGAUCAUAUCAUUAGAUGAAGACACAAGUGAAUUCAGUGCUAAGAGCACAUUUGACCAUCCAUACCCCACCACCAAGAUCAUGUGGAUCCCUGACAGCAAGGGGGUGUAUCCUGACCUAUUAGCAACUAGCGGCGACUAUCUCCGAAUCUGGCGCGCCGGCGAACCCUACACUCUCUUCGAGUGUGUCCUCAACAACAACAAGAAUUCUGACUUCUGUGCACCUCUCACCUCAUUUGAUUGGAACGAAGUGGACCCCAACUUGAUUGGCACCAGUAGUAUUGACACAACUUGUACAAUCUGGGGUCUGGAGACAGGCCAGGUGUUGGGACGAGUCAAUGAGGUGUCUGGACAUGUUAAGACCCAACUUAUUGCUCAUGAUAAGGAGGUGUACGACAUCGCGUUCAGCCGCGCGGGCGGCGGGCGCGACAUGUUCGCGUCGGUGGGCGCCGACGGCUCCGUGCGCAUGUUCGACCUGCGACACCUCGAGCACUCCACCAUCAUAUACGAGGACCCGCAGCACACGCCGCUGCUCCGGCUGGCGUGGAACAAGCAGGACCCGAACUACCUCGCCACGAUCGCGAUGGACGCGUGCGAGGUGAUCAUCCUGGACGUGCGCGUGCCGUGCACGCCCGUGGCGAGGCUCAACAACCACCGCGCAUGCGUCAACGGCAUCGCCUGGGCGCCGCACAGCUCGUGCCACAUUUGCACAGCGGGCGACGACCAUCAGGCGCUAAUAUGGGACAUACAACAAAUGCCGCGCGCAAUAGAAGACCCCAUCCUGGCCUAUACCGCAGCCGAGGGUGAAGUGAAUCAAAUACAGUGGGGCGCCACACAACCAGACUGGAUCGCCAUAUGUUACAACAGGCACACUGAGAUACUGCGCGUUUAAAUGUAGAAUGGGGUGGGGUUCGCCAGUUCCGGCUCGAAGGAUCAAAAUGUGUAAAUGGGGAUAAUGAAUAAAAUUCUUGACAUUGAACUGAUUGGCAGAUAAUGUAUGGCCUAAAUCAGUGGCUUUGAGUUGUAUUUUGGGUAAUUUCGUCUCCUAAACGGGUUAGAACCAAACAGACCCAAUAGACUCGCGAACUUCAAAAAUUCCGAAAUCAUUUAACUUCGAAAAAAAAACUGAAGUUUUAAAUUGUAGUAGAAUCUUAAAACAUAAUUUAAAGUUUCCUUAAUUCCUAUUCGCCUCAUUUACGGCACUUCAAUUAUAAGUUUAACUUCAAAGUGUUGAUGAAAAUAGUUUUGAUACAUUUGGAAAGAAAUUAUGAUAUUCUGAUAAAUACACUUGCCAACAAAACAUUAUUAAUUUCACAUCACAAAAUAUUUAAAAAAAAAAUACGAAAAUAAUAAUCUGAAAACCAUGAUCCCGAAAAUGAAGGCCGUAAUAAAAAUUGAGCACAUAUUUUGAUCCCUUGAACAAAGAACUGUGAAAGAAGGAUAAGCAAUGUGUCAGGAAGCUAGGUCCUGAGACAGAGUCUCUUUAUAUAAGAUCUUUAGGACAAGGCGAUUCUUGAAUUGGUCAUGCGGAGUUUGGUACUCAAUGUACAGGGUGGUCCAUUAAGGACUAUUGUUAUAUAUAAUAUUUUGGGCGGUCUAAUAUAACUUAUACUGGUUGAAAUAUGUAUAGAGUUCGUCACACUACUAACGCCGGCGGAAUGCAGUAAAUUGUGACGCGCAUUUUCCUACAACUUAUGAAUGAUCUUUUGUAUGAAAUUGCGUUUGACAGAAUAUUAGGAGACCUUUAUUAUCUACGAAUUCUUACCUUGACUAAAUAUGUACCGUUUUCAAUUUUUAUAGUGGAGUGUUGGAUAUAAUUGAAAAAAUAGUAUAUUGAUGGAAAACCAAUGUUUAAGGUAAUUCACUUAAAAAAAACUACACGCUAUGUUUGUGUGGUACCGUUUGACCUAAGAGUUAAAGUAUACUUUAUUCAUUAAUAACACUCUGUAUACAAAACGGAACUAUUUUAUAUGAAAGACUGACAAAAAUAUUCCUUUAUUUUUUGGUCUGGCAGGCCCUGGUUUUCGUUUCCAGGUGGGAAAUAUUCGGUGUAAGUUCCAACACAUUUGCCUUGGACCUCCCAACUUGAAAUCAGGUGGUUGUUCGUGAAAACUAAACCAAAUACGUUUUGCUGUUGAGUAAAGAAUGUUACUGCGACCAGUUUAUUUGGGGGGAGGCGGGAGUAUAUUAUCUAGUUCUGUCGAUAAAUUAAUCUGUUUUCGAUUCAUAAUUUCUUGAUAAACUUUUGUCUCUAUAAUACUUAUUAUGAUAUGUUUUUGAUCUAUAUUCGGAUACAAAAUUAUACUAGGAAUAUAAGACAAUUUCGCAUUUAUAAUACAAUUUCUUCAUAACAUUAAAAGAUUUUAGAGCAAAUUCGAUUAUAGGCCAUAUGUGUACAAUGUAAAAUAUAAGUGUGGUAAAAGAAGAUUUUGUCAAGUGCACACAUAUUUUUAAAUUCUGUGCUUUCUUCACUCACAAUCUUAAUUUCUGCUCAUUGGUAUUUAUUAUUACAGUCAUCUACCAAUCAAAACUAAGAUGUAUUCACCAACUACUUUCAGAAUGUACACAAAAAAAAACAAAAUACAGUUAUCUAGUGUGUUAAACAAUAUACAUUCUUUGAAUAAGUUCCAAAAUCGCAUAGGUAUUUAGCGUUUUGCACAAUAUUCGAAA
This is a messenger RNA of Manduca sexta (tobacco hornworm), 3027 nucleotides long. It is a transcript of the gene wap, whose product is annotated as DDB1- and CUL4-associated factor 7. Gene Ontology annotation, cellular component: nucleus. The record is from RefSeq and is a predicted model, not a curated record. Gene Ontology annotation, molecular function: protein binding. Bases 188 to 1249 code for a protein of 353 amino acids. The transcript is spliced from 8 exons. NCBI's taxonomy places the organism in Eukaryota, Metazoa, Arthropoda, Insecta, Lepidoptera, Sphingidae.